AUGGCGAAAAUACUAGGGAACUGGAGGACUAGGCAAGGGUUAACACGCCAGGAGCCUAUGAACAAAUUCCAAUCCUCGACUCCUUUAGACUUCCCAACUAACAUGCACUGCAGGCCAAUAAUGUCUCAUAACAGAUCAUUUCAGCUGUUGCUAGUCCAGAUCAGGGCACGGAGUACACUUGCCUUGACAUCUUCGCUGUGA
Molecule: messenger RNA, 201 nt
Organism: Penicillium digitatum Pd1
Lineage: Eukaryota; Fungi; Ascomycota; Eurotiomycetes; Eurotiales; Aspergillaceae
Source: RefSeq, a predicted model, not a curated record